UUGACUACCUAUACUGUUGCAAUAUCCGACUGACACAUUUUGACCACAAACAAGCGAUUAUAUACUCGUAUUAGGAAUAAAUGAAAGCACUCCGAUGUGUAUCGAUAUGUGUAUCCAGACAUGUCAAUCAGUUAGAUGGAUCAUGUGGUUUCAUGUCAAUUAUUCUUACAUUUGUGUUAAACGCGAACGUGUUUCUCAUAUGUGCGAAUUCUGAAAUGUUACGUCAAAUUUGCCGUUUUAAAAAUUGUGCUUUCAGUAUUGGAUUUUUAGUUGGUGUGAUAAUAGCGUGCUUAGUUGUUAACAAUGAAAAUGAAACGUCUGUACAAACAGCUUGUAACGUUAGAGACGGUUCCAAAAUUUCAUACGAGAAAUGGUUUUCGAUGCAGAACUUGAAAAAGCGUUCCGUAAAUUACUACGAAUUAAGUCACGCAAAAACUUCUUCAGGUGGCCUAGUAUCAGAAGCAUCAUAUCUAUAUAGUGUAGUCCAUGUGCAUUGUGUCGUAUUUGUGAAGAAAACAAGGAAUGCCCUCACUAUUGAAAAUACAUGGGCGAAACACUGCAACGAAGUAAUAUAUUUCGGGUUAGAAAAUAGCAGUGAUAUACCUGUUAUCGUACUUCGGCCAAAAUCGUCAUGGCAAUAUUUAUGUGACGCUAUAAGACACUUAUGGCAAAACAAUAAAGAAAAUCUUCAUUGGGCUCUUUUUGUGCCUGAUGACAUAUUUGCAAUUCCAGAAAAUCUGCGAUAUUAUGUUGCAUCGUUAGACUACAACGAACCCUAUUAUUUGGGCAAUGAUGUAACUUUCUGGGGAAAGGCGUAUAAUAUCGGUGGUGCGGGGUACGUUCUAAGUAAAGGUGUAAUUUAUGCGUUACAAAUGAAAUUCAAUUCAAGUGAGUCGUGCCUGGCAAGUGGAAAAUACUGGAGGAACGAGGAUUUUUACUUGGGAAAACAUUUGGGUGGAAUGGGGAUCACUCCUACAAACACAAAGGAUAAUUCUGGCUGUAACAGGUUUCAGCGCUACAAUCUCAACAAUGUAAUGGGCCCAGACUCAUACAGUGUUCCUUCAUCUGGGCACAGUUUGUCCAGUCAGACUGCUCCAGGUUGUUAUAGUGACCACAUCAUAACUUUCAAUGGCAUAGAACCUGACAAGUUCUAUCUGUAUGACUACCUGUUAUAUCAUGUCAAAGUUUUCCCCCAUGGAGUGACCCUUGACAGUCAGCCUCCACCAAUGAUGAUAUCUGAGGAUCAGGUCUGGCGCGAGUUUGUACGAGAGGAAGGUUUGGGUGAGCUGGCAGAUAUCUCUCCUAAGCAGUAUUUUGAAUUAUGGCAGCAGAAGAUCCAGUCACCUGAAGUAUUUAAUGCUCUCCUGAGACGGCAGUCAGAUGCCAUGUUUAGCAGUGAUGACAUGACUGGCCCUCAAAGCCAUGGAUCCUGAGACACAGCAUUAUAAUUUUAAAUCUGGCAACCUGUUUGUUUCAAUAUAGUGAGUGUUCCGUUUUCUUGUAGAUCCCAGCAUGCUGUCCCACAAUUUCAGGAUUGUAAGGAAGUGAGAAGUACAAAUAAUUACAAUGCACUGAUAACAUGAAAUUGUUACGUCCGUCCCACAUGUUGCAUCAUAAUUUAGUAAUAGUAUUUGCAUAUUGGUAAAACAAAGGGUGGCCUUGUAUGGUAGUAAGGUUAUUAUAGGGUGGGGGUUAGUGGUUGUCUGUUUGUCCCCCCCCCUAUUUAUGCAUACCUCAUAAGACAAGCAGAGCAUGAAGCACACAGGAAGGAGAUGGAAGCUUUAAUAAUUUGUAAGUUCUUCUUUAUAAAAACAAGGUAUGGUUUCAGUAGUCUUCCAUUACUUUAGCAAAUAAAUUUGUACGAGUGACCCCGAUGUGGCUGAUGAGCAUACUGUACGUACUCUGUCUGAAGGUGCUUUAAGUGGGUUGAGAGCCACAUGCACCAGUAUGAGCUUCUUGAUACUAAGCAGAAUUUGCGGCAAAGCUGCAUGAAUCAUUCCGUCCAUUUUAUAUAUAUAUAUAUAUAUAUACAUGAAGCAAAUAUAAACUUUGUAUGAUUAUUACUGCAAUUUUGAUCUGGUGCUUAUAUAUGUGUUCAGGGGCACAACUGAAUUUGCUUCAUAGGAGGGAGCACAGUGUCACAUUCUCAGUCAUUAUUAAGUUGAGUCUGUAAUCUCUGAACCAGCAUGUGGCUGGUUACAGAAUGAGCAAGUUGGUUUUCAGAACUAUAACCUCAGGAUUGCCAAAUGUAACUGUUUACGACCUUUAUAGUGUCAAAUUAAUGAAACAGUUGUGCAGAAUGAAACACACCUUUCGAUGUUACUUAUUGAAUGUCCUCAUUUCUAUUCUGUAGAAAUUCCCCUGGGUGGCAGUGUGAAAGAUAUAUUUCUUUUGAUCAGAAGUUUAAAGAUUGUGUGAUUAUGUUCCUUUGUAUAUAUAUACAGGGUGUCCCAGGAGGAAUGGACCAAACUUCGGGAGGGUGUUCCUUAUAUUAAA
This is a messenger RNA of Cryptotermes secundus, 2496 nucleotides long. Its product is annotated as C1GALT1-specific chaperone 1-like protein. Gene Ontology annotation, molecular function: N-acetylgalactosaminide beta-1,3-galactosyltransferase activity. Bases 81 to 1433 code for a protein of 450 amino acids. The transcript has 4 exons. Lineage: Eukaryota; Metazoa; Arthropoda; Insecta; Blattodea; Kalotermitidae. The record is from RefSeq and is a predicted model, not a curated record.